Molecule: messenger RNA, 435 nt
Organism: Cordyceps fumosorosea ARSEF 2679
Lineage: Eukaryota; Fungi; Ascomycota; Sordariomycetes; Hypocreales; Cordycipitaceae
Exons: 2
Coding region: 1-435 (144 amino acids)
Source: RefSeq, a predicted model, not a curated record
AUGAUGCAUGCGUCGCCACAAUCUCGUGACGAGCUCGCCACCCUCUUUCCCCUCAUUCUCUGCCCGCAUUCCAACCACAAGCGUUCUCAGAAUCAUCACCCUCCUCCACUAGAAAUCCAUCAAGUUCAACAAAGCUUGCCCAAAAGCCCCGUCGAGCCCCCCCCCCCCCCCCGGCGCAGCACACGACACUCCCGCUGCACGUCACCAGAGCUAAUUUUCUCCCCGGCGUUCUGCGGAGGCGGUGGGCAAGGAGCGCAGCAUCGAGGCCCCGAAGCGGAGUCGACCCCGCGGACAACCGCGUCUACGACGUCGUCGUGGUCGCCGGACCUGCAGCGCCGACAGAGCUGGAGCGCGCAAGACCGCAAGCACGAGCUGCACAUGGCGGCGGUCGACGACGUGCGGACCGGUCCUGGCUUCAGCGAGCGGUCCGCCUGA